Molecule: messenger RNA, 1412 nt
Organism: Cajanus cajan (pigeon pea)
Lineage: Eukaryota; Viridiplantae; Streptophyta; Magnoliopsida; Fabales; Fabaceae
Source: RefSeq, a predicted model, not a curated record
GCCGACACUCGUGAACAGUACUAAAAAGUGAAAAGUGACUCUCAACUCUUCAGCCCCAGCGAUGUUAUAUUAUAGAUGAGUCAUCUCAUGACCUAACCUCGAAGCUCCUUGCGCCUUCGCAUCAUCCCCUUCUCCCUCGGUUUUUGUUGCUUGAUGCUGUACACGGUGUGCAUGUGUUAUGUCAUAUGCAAUUCCUCUCGGUAAUCUAUCUUUUCAGCCCCUUUAUAUCAAGAUUUUGUUUUAAAAAAGUGAAUAGAGGACAUAAAGAUGCCUGAUCUUCCAUUUCAAGUUGGGGAUUUGGCUGAGUCAAGAUCCUUUCAAGUUGGAUAUCGUGGUGCAUGGUUUCGAUGCAAGAUUAGAGAUAUUCGCACAAAAAAUGCUGCUGUAUCCCAUCAAUUGGAGUAUUUUGACUACCCUGAUCAAAAGCUAAGUUGGAUCAAGUUGUAUCAAAAGCCUCAAACUACUAUUUGCAAGUCAAAGGGCUUCAACAGGGAAUUGAUGUUGCGACCUUCAUUUCCUACUUUCCAUUAUGAAAGUGAAAAGCUUGAUGUGAAUACAACAUCAGAAGUGAUUGUUAUUGUUAAUAACCUAUGGAAAGUUGGAGAUUUGGUAGAUUGGUAUACAGAUGGUUGUUAUUGGUCUGGAAGUGUGACUAAAAUAUUGGGAAAUGAUAAAGUUCAGAUUGAUUUGCUACCUCCCCCACUGGGUGAAGGGUCAUCUUACGAAGCAUUAAGCAAGGAUCUGCGCCCUUCUUUGGACUGGUGUCCGGGAAAAGGUUGGACUGUGCCUAUGCCUAUGGGGGAUGGAUGCAUGCAACCUUGUGCUCGUAUAGUCAAUCCAGCAAAUUCAGAUGGAACAGUAAAGGUUGAUCAGCCAACAGUAAGGACAUAUUUUUCUCCUUCUCAAAAUUUGAAGGGUCUCUUGGACUGUCCAGAUAGAAAUGGUAUGGUGUUUCACGAAUCUGACAGUAAAGUUGAAAGAGCUUGUUUCUCAGAUAAUGUUUCAAGUGCCCACAUUAAGGAUGCAUCGAUUGAGAAUUUGGAGAAGGCUAAUAUCAAUGGUGGAUAUAAUGAGUAUCCCGCAAAAAAGAGAAGUAAAAAAAGCCUUUGUUUGAAUUCCAUGUCGUCUAACACGAUAGAAGCUGCAAUCAUGGACUUGGAGGAACUUGUUAAUAGGAUUAAGUGGUUAAAGGGUGUCUUGAAUUUGAGGAUGCCUUUAUCAGAUACUAAACAGCCUUCUUGGGAGUUUUCGCAACAUCAUGCACCAUGCAACUGAUUGUUUUUGUAAUCAGUUGGACCUCAGCAUACAUUGCUUUUGUCGUUAAAUAUAAUUCUCGUGUUGUAGAUAAUAGUACUUUGUCUGUACAGCUGAUUUUGGAAUAUAGUUAGUUCUUAUUUUCGGCGUUGCUCUGG